CAGGCAAGCAGCCAAUGUCGGACACAGAAACCACGCCCUUGAUCUUGCCUACCAAGGCGUCCAGCCACCUUCCUCCGUUGGGCGUUCGAGUCGCUCAGGUCGCAUGCUCCAUGUUGUGGUGCUUGUUUGCGGCAGGCCCGGUGUUUGGGUUUGCUGCACUCAAACCCGUUCUGAUCGCACAAGGGGUGUAUAAGGAGGUGUGUGACAUCAAAGUUCCCCCUUCCACAGACUUCUCCAUUCUCGAUGCUGCGUGUGUCGACCAGGACUUGAAGUUGAACCUGAUGUUCACCUUGUCGGCCGUGGUCACUAACGCUACUGCGUUGUUAGUCGGCUCGAUCCUAGACAAUUACGGUCCCCGGAUCACAGGUAUUUUGGGCUCGUUCUUUCUUGCCCUUGCCUCGGUGCUGUUGGCAUACGGUAAAAGCAUUGUCUGGUUCGACGCUUAUUUGGUCGGGUACGUCACCUUGGCGUUCAGCGGUCCCUUCGUCUUCAUCAGCUGUUUCCAAUUAGCCAACUCUUUCCCCGGCAGAUCUGGAUUAAUUUUGGCUUUGCUUACUGGUUGCUUUGAUAGCUCCUCGGCUUUGUUCCUCUUCUACAGAAUUGCAUUCCAGAACAACAUUGUCGAGAACCUAACAUUGAAAAAAUUCUUUUCUUUCUACUUGAUCGUGCCCAUCUUCAUUUUCCUGUGCCAGGUCUUCAUCAUGCCCCAUGAGUCGUACAAAACUAUUGAGGACAUUGCAAAGAUUAGUGAGACCGGUCUUGAUGAGAGAGGACUCCCUAUUGAUCCAGAAGACCCCCGCUACCUCUCAGGAGAAGUUGCAUCUCUGGAGCAAAGCAGGUCUCGUCGUGGUUCCAUGAAGUCCACCAAGUCGGUGUUUGAGGAAAUUGCAGAUCACAACUUGAAAGAGAAAUCAGGAGGUGUUUUUGGUGUACUUCACUCGAAGACCAUCAAGGAACAGUUCAAGUCCCCAUGGUGGUUCAUUAUGUGUUUAUUCACUACCAUCCAAAUGAUCAGAAUAAACUUCUUUGUUGCAACUAUAUCCUCACAGAUGGAAUACUACUUUGACGCCAAGACUGCCGUCACAAUAAACAAGUUUUUCGACAUUGCCUUGCCACUGGGAGGGAUCGUCGCUAUCCCAUUUAUUGGUUUGAUUUUGGACAAUCUACACACCUUGGUUGUCCUCACCAUCUUACUUGGGGUUUCAACAGCCAUCGGUGUUUUUGGAAUGUUGUCCAUCAAAUAUUUACAAUAUCUUGGUAUCUUAUUGCUCGUCGUCUACAGACCAUUCUAUUACACCGCGGUGUCAGACUACUGUGUCAAGGUUUUUGGUUACUCCACAUUUGGUACUGUCUAUGGCGCCAUCAUCUUUUUCAGUGGUAUGAUGAACUUGCUCCAAACCGUUUUGGACAAUGCGACACAUUUUACGUUUCACAACAACCCCACUCCUGUUAACUCCAUACUUGUAACACUAACAGUGUUCUUCGGUUUGAGCAUGCUUUUUUUUAUCAAAAGCCAGGAGAAAAAUGUCAUUCGUCAAAACGUCAUUGAUGAAGCCCUUAGUGGUGAAACAGAUGAUGACGGAGCUGUCAACAGUAACUCCUUUUCUGCACUUCCGAGUUAAUACUUUGUCUAAUUCUACUUCUAGCACACUUGUAAUAAACGUUAUCUGGUAAACACAGACCGGU
This is a messenger RNA of Pichia membranifaciens NRRL Y-2026, 1686 nucleotides long. RefSeq lists its product as hypothetical. The record is from RefSeq and is a predicted model, not a curated record. NCBI's taxonomy places the organism in Eukaryota, Fungi, Ascomycota, Pichiomycetes, Pichiales, Pichiaceae. The transcript has a single exon. Gene Ontology annotation, cellular component: fungal-type vacuole membrane. The coding region runs from base 15 to 1622 and encodes 535 amino acids.